AUGCCGAAUGCAGGCGACGCCAGUGGCAUUCCUGAACUGGACCAAGAUAAAUAUGAUGCCGAUGAAGAAGUCACGAUAAUCUGCCUUGGCGACAGUGCAGUGGGAAAAUCCAAGUUGAUGGAGAGGUUUCUGAUAGACGGAUUUCAUCCCCAGCAGCUGUCAACCUAUGCCCUGACACUCUACAAAUACACUACCACCAUUGACAGCAAGGCUGUAUUAGUAGACUUCUGGGAUACGGCCGGACAGGAGAGGUUCCAGAGAAUGCAUCCCUCGUAUUACCAUAAGGCUCACGCCUGUAUCAUGGUGUUUAAUGUUCAGAGGAAGUUCACUUAUAAGAACCUGACCAGCUGGUAUACAGGGCUGAGAGAGUACAGGCCUGAGAGACCCUGUGUGGUGGUGGCUAAUAAUAUUUUAUCUGAUAUGAAGGUGAUCCAGAGGAAAUUUAACUUUGCCAAGAAGCAGGGACUUCCUUUGUACUUUGUAUCUGCUGCUGAUGGGAACAAUGUAGUCAAGAUGUUCAAAGAAUCAAUCAAAAUGGCAAUGUCUUACAAGCAGAACUCUAGUGACUUCAUGGAUGAAGUAAUGCAGGAGCUGGAGCAUGGGUUUGCAUCUGUAUAA
Molecule: messenger RNA, 618 nt
Organism: Oncorhynchus masou masou (cherry salmon)
Lineage: Eukaryota; Metazoa; Chordata; Actinopteri; Salmoniformes; Salmonidae
Product: rab-like protein 2A
Exons: 9
Coding region: 1-618 (205 amino acids)
Biological process (GO): regulation of exocytosis
Molecular function (GO): GTPase activity; GTP binding
Source: RefSeq, a predicted model, not a curated record